CGCUAACAAAAAAUAUGAACAAAGAAGAUUUAACGAAAUGUUCCAUUUGUUUCGAGCAAUUCAAAACACCACGCUAUUUACCUUGCUUGCACAUGUUUUGCCAGGAAUGCUUGUCAUCCCAUAUUUUGUCCGAAUGCCAAGCUAAGGAAAACGCUGUAGGAUUUGAUUGUCCAUUAUGUCGAAAAUUUGUGCCUUCUCCAAGUUUGGCUUUAAAUUUUCGUGAAUGGUGUGAAAAUUUGCCAAAGAAUGUGUUGAUGGAUAAAUUUUCCAGAUGGAUUGAAAGUGGGAAAAUAUGUGAAGCAUGUCAACGAUACAGCGAGGAGGAGGAAGCAAGCAACUAUUGUUUGGACUGUUCCGAAGCUAUCUGUGAAAUCUGUACAAAAUGUCAUCGUAAAAAUCGCGCUACUCAGGACCACAAAAUCUUUCCUUUAGAUGAGAUGAAGGGUAUGCAUGGUCAGGAGAUAUUAAAAAUGCCUCCAGAUAUAACGUGCUCUAAACACAAAUAUCGACCCAUAGAAUUAUAUUGUAAUGAUCACGAGGAGCCAUGUUGUGCUAUGUGUUGCUGUACUGACCAUAGAAAAUGCGAAAGCGUGGAAACUGUUGAACAGAAAACAGAAAAAAUCAGAAACAAUGGUUCAACUGAUAUUUUAUUGCAAGAUCUCAAGAAGUUUGAAGUAAAACUUUCCGAGACAAAAGUUAAACAGGAAAAAAAUAUCACCGAAAUAGAGGAUAAUACUGAUAAGAUGACAGAGGAAAUUCAAAAUUUGAAAGGAAGAAUUAUUCAGCAUGUUGAGAAACUUGAAUGUGAAUAUUUGGACGAAAUGUCAAAACUUGCAAAACAGUGUAAAGAAAAACUGACAAGAGAUGUCCAGGCGGUGGGGGAUAGAAUUAAUUUAAUGAAGCAUUGUAUCACAGAUUUAGAGAGAGGUAAAGGUUUACAUGGUAUUAGCUUUUUGACAGAGUACCUUAAAGCGGAAAAAACACUAAGCUAUGUCAAGAAAAGCAAAUUAAAGAUAUCUGACUUCACAAUUCAGGCAGGUGUUGAUGCUGGAUUCAAAGCUAUCACAAAGCUUUCAAAAAUUGGAGAGAUAUCCAUUGGUGAAACAGAAGAAAAUUUAGAAAGUACAUUUGAUGUUAAGAAUCUCAAACUGGAGUUAUGUCAGGAAAUAAAAGUACCUGGCGGUGAUGCCAGAAGUUUGAUGUUACUUUCUGUCAGUGAAAUGUUAAUCCCAAACUUGAACAAUGCAAAUAUUUUGAAGUACUACAGAAACAACGCGACAUGGAAUCUUCAACAAGAAGUACAAUUUGGAUACAAAACAUUUGACAUCAAGCGGAAAAAUAAUGUUCUUUUUGUAUCCUGUCCUCACAGUAAUGUGAUAGAAGUUAUCUCUGUCAAUUGUUUUCAAAAAAUACGCACAAUCCUCGUUGGUGUUUCAUGUAAGGGACUUUCAGUAUGGGAUAAUUUUCUGUAUGUAGCGUGUUACGAUUCUAUUAUCAAAAUGGACACGGAUGGAAAUAAGUUAAAAACCUUUUCAACCGAAAGUGGUGUUCUCUACGUCGCUAUCACGAAGAAAGAACAUAUCGUGUACAGUAAUUAUCUUAAAUCACAAGUUACUGCCAUAACGAAUGAAGGCACUAGGCUCUGGUUAUACAGUCAUCCUUCACUAAAGUUUUCAUAUGGCCUUCACAUAGACUGUGAUGAUAUUAUUUAUGUGGCAGGGACAGAGAGUGACAAUGUCCAUUUAUUAUCAAAUGAUGGAUCUCUUCUGAGGAUUAUUGAAAAUAUGCCACAGCCUGUGUAUGUUAUUCUUAAUAAUGAGAGAAAUAUUUGUUGUGUUGAAUCAAGACUAAACGGUGCAUGGAAAACACACAUUAAGAUUUAUUCAAUAACAUAGUUCUUAGACUUUGUCCUAUGCUAAAUAAAUCAUUAUAAAAAAUAAAUUGAUUUUGUUUCCAUGUGAAAUGAAAAUUAUA
Molecule: messenger RNA, 1974 nt
Organism: Saccostrea echinata
Lineage: Eukaryota; Metazoa; Mollusca; Bivalvia; Ostreida; Ostreidae
Product: transcription intermediary factor 1-alpha-like
Exons: 1
Coding region: 15-1895 (626 amino acids)
Molecular function (GO): zinc ion binding
Source: RefSeq, a predicted model, not a curated record